This is a messenger RNA of Purpureocillium takamizusanense, 2750 nucleotides long. RefSeq lists its product as uncharacterized. NCBI's taxonomy places the organism in Eukaryota, Fungi, Ascomycota, Sordariomycetes, Hypocreales, Ophiocordycipitaceae. Gene Ontology annotation, molecular function: protein binding. The coding region runs from base 604 to 2622 and encodes 672 amino acids. The record is from RefSeq and is a predicted model, not a curated record. The transcript is spliced from 3 exons.
GUCCCCUGGGCCGCCCAGGCGCCGCCCGCCGACCCGCCAAAGAUGCCCCGAGCACCUCAGCUGCCCAGGUGGUUCCCACCAGACAGCGCUGAGGUCGGGUCCACCCGACACCGCCUUCAGUGGGCAGGGCAGCUCAGCAGCCAGGGGCUAUAACGCGCAGCCUAGGUGGUCUGGCCUCCGCUGUGGCUCUGCUGGUCAGCGCCGAAGCCUCGCUGGAACGCCACCUACUACAGCACUUGAGGAGCCAACCUGGAACCCAGGCACCGUCAUCCGCAACCUCCCGCACGGCUGCCCCUCGGACCAGAAUCCGACCCUGGUCAACAGCCGGGGCCUCGUGGACACGAUAAUUUGCGGAAGCGAAGCCAAAUCUUUCCAUUCACCUCCAACCCCGAAUUCUGCGAGAGUCUCUUGGGUUGCCUCCUCGGAAGCACCUCUCCCCUCCUGCCCGGUGGCACUGGCUGCUUGCACCCGCUUGCUCCAUCCUGCUGCACGUCCCGUGCGCCGAAACUCAGACGCGACUCGUUUCCUGCGCGUCGCACCGAUUGACUUUGACACCCGCAAGCUUCCCUCAACGGCCGCCCGUCGUUGAAAACACCGCCCGUCAUGUCUGGCACAAUGAGGGGGACGCCCAACCGUAACCAGAACCGGGGGGCGAUUCCAUUUGCCAACAGCCCUGCUGGCGGCUCGAACAUCCCUCGCCCCGUUUUGGACAGCCAGCCGAGUGAGACGAGCUCCUCGGUCAGCGCGAGUCGGCAGAAGCAGUCCAAGCGCGAUGAGGCCAUUCGCAGAAAGAUGGAGAACGACCUCUCCAAGAAGAAGCACCUUACGAACCGCGCCCGCCAUACCCGCAAGGCGCCCCCUGGCACUGUCCUGGCCCUUAAGCCGAGUCCAGCCCUGCAGAUCAAGCCCGCGACGACCGUCUCCGAGGCCGCCCAGCUCAUGGCCGCGAAGCGAGAGGACUGUGUCCUCGUCACCGACGACGAUGAGAGAAUUGCUGGCAUCUUCACGGCCAAGGACCUCGCCUUCCGUGUCGUCGGCGCCGGCCAGAAAGCUGCCAACGUGACCAUUGCCGAGAUCAUGACCAAGAAUCCGCUGUGCGCCCGAACCGACACCAGUGCCACUGACGCUUUGGACCUCAUGGUCCGCAAGGGCUUCCGCCACCUCCCCGUCAUGGACGAGAACCAGGACAUUUCCGGCGUUCUCGACAUUACCAAGUGCUUCUACGACGCCAUGGAGAAGCUCGAGCGCGCGUACUCGUCGUCGAGGAAGCUUUACGAUGCGCUCGAGGGCGUUCACUCGGAGCUGGGCUCCACUCAGCCCCAGCAGAUCAUCCAGUACGUCGAGGCUCUCCGCAGCAAGAUGUCUGGGCCUACCCUCGAGUCUGUCCUGAACGGCGUCCCUCCCACGACCGUCAGCGUUCGCACGUCGGUCAAGGAGGCGGCGGCUUUGAUGAAGGAGAACCACACCACAGCCGUCCUCGUCCAGGAUCAGGGCGCCAUCACGGGCAUCUUCACAAGCAAGGAUGUUGUGCUGCGGGUUAUCGCCCCUGGUCUGGAUCCUGCCAAUUGCAGUGUUGUGCGUGUCAUGACGCCGCAUCCCGACUUUGCGCCGAUGGACAUGACCAUCCAGGCAGCCUUGCGCAAGAUGCACGAUGGGCACUAUCUCAACCUCCCGGUUAUGAACGACGGCGGUGAAAUCGUGGGCAUGGUCGACGUGCUCAAGCUGACGUAUGCGACUCUGGAGCAGAUCAACACCAUGUCCAGUGGCGACGGAGAGGGUCCUGCUUGGAACAAGUUUUGGCUUUCGAUUGACCAGGAGACCGAGUCUAUGAUGUCUGGCGACGGCAGCCAGAGCCAUCACCAUACGAACCUCGGCUCGCGCGUCAUGUCACCCGACGUCACGCGCGACCGCCUCGGCGACAGCGUUGCCCCUGGUGACUCUGCCUCCCACGCCGGUGUAGAGUCUCCCCCACGAUCGAUUGCGCCGGAGACGCCCGAGGUCAUCAGCCCAGCGGAGACCCCGUUCCCGUUCAAGUUCAAGGCGCCGUCCGGCCGUGUUCAUCGCCUGCAAGUCACGGCGGCGCAGGGCAUGGAGGCGUUCGUCGUGGCCGUUGCCGCCAAGCUUGGCAACGAGGUGGACGGGAUCGGUGGGGUCCCUGUUGUCGAGGAUGGCAAGAUGGGCGGCGCCGGGUUUGCCCUCAGCUACAUGGAUGACGAGGGUGAUACUGUCUCCAUCACGACCGACAAUGAUCUGCUCGAGGCCAUUGUGCUCGCUCGUCAGCGCCAUCGCGAAAAGGUCGACUUGUUCGUGCACGAUCCUGAGAAGCCGCCCGUUGCUCCCGCGCCUGUGCCCGAGCCCGUGGCGCUCCCCACUCCGCCUACCUCUACGGUCCCUGGCCUGCGCGAGCGCCGGAGAGCUCGCGACGACGAGGACGAGGAAGACGAGGAUGAGGAGGAAGAGGAGCUGUCUACUGGCCGUCGCACGCGGAGGUCACGGACCUCUCAUGCGCAAGAACAGCUCAUUGCUGGCGUUCCCAACGACUUGCUGCUCCCUGGCGCCAUUGUUACCCUGGCCGUGGUCAUUGUUGGCGUCUUCACCAUUGCAAGAGCAACCAGCCGAUAAGCAGGCCGCUGGACCCGCUGUAGCUCGUGUAAUGACAUUACGAAGUCUGCUGUAGGCGAUUGUAAAUAUAGUAUGCUGUCUUGAUAGAUUCUCGUUUGUCAUUCAUGCCAAUUUAUUUCUACUUCGGC